UUCACUUUCUCUCUCUAAAACUUCUAGAGAGAGAAACUCCAUCUCCUUCAUCUUCCCCAAAUGCCACUCUCUGUCCUUCUUUGAAAACCACACACACACUAAUGGCUCUCCCUCAGCUCCUCCCUUCCCCUUCUUCCUCUUACCUCACCCACCACCGCUUAAACCCCCAUACCCUCUCAUUUUCGCCUUCUAAUUUCAAUUCUAUCUCCCUUCCCCACCGCCGCCGCCAUCACCGGAACCACACCUCCUCCCUUCGCUGCUCGUCCUCUUCGUUUUCCGAGAAACAUGAAAACACUCCGUCCCCUAAUUCCAACGAUAUCGUCGAACUACCUCUCUUCCCUCUCCCACUCGUCCUCUUUCCCGGCGCCAUCCUCCCGUUACAGAUCUUCGAAUACCGUUACCGUAUCAUGAUGCACACUCUCCUCCAAACCGACCUCCGAUUCGGCGUUAUUUACACCGAUGCAACCUCCGGUACGGCGGAUGUGGGAUGCGUUGGAGAGGUCGUGAAACACGAACGUCUUGUCGAUGACAGGUUCUUCAUCAUAUGUAAAGGUCAAGAGCGGUUCCGUGUGACGAAAGUGGUUCGCACCAAACCCUAUCUUGUGGCGGAGGUGGUGUGGUUGGAGGACCGGCCGUCGGGGAACGGCGAGGAGGAUUUAGAAGGGCUGGCUAGCGAAGUGGAGAGCCAUAUGAAAGAUGUGAUUAGGUUAUCGAAUCGAUUGAAUGGGAAACCGGAGAAAGAGGCCGGAGAUUUACGCCGGAAUCUAUUUCCGACGCCGUUUUCGUUUUUCGUGGGGAGUACGUUUGAAGGGGCGCCGAGGGAGCAGCAGGCGUUGUUGGAGUUGGAGGAUACCAUGGUGAGGUUGAAAAGAGAGAAAGAGACGUUGAGGAAUACGCUUAAUUACUUAUCUGCUGCAUCUGCUGUUAAAGAUGUGUUUCCAUCAUCAUCAUCGUCAUCUUCCUGAUUAUGAUGAAUGAUUAUAGGUACCCAAUUAGUUGUCAAUUUUGAUUUUUGUGGGUUUGCUAUAAUCCCUUUAUAUAGCCUUGUAAAGAUUCUGAUACGCAUUACUGAAAUCCAUCAUUAUCAUCAACACUAUUCUAUGGGUAUUCAUUUGUGAAUGUGUUGGGUUUCUGUGAAUACGUGGAACCUGGAUCCUUUUGGGAAUAGAAAAAUGAAUCUAUUACUUCAAA
Molecule: messenger RNA, 1191 nt
Organism: Cynara cardunculus var. scolymus (artichoke)
Lineage: Eukaryota; Viridiplantae; Streptophyta; Magnoliopsida; Asterales; Asteraceae
Product: lon protease 2
Exons: 1
Coding region: 102-965 (287 amino acids)
Source: RefSeq, a predicted model, not a curated record